Molecule: messenger RNA, 2948 nt
Organism: Truncatella angustata
Lineage: Eukaryota; Fungi; Ascomycota; Sordariomycetes; Amphisphaeriales; Sporocadaceae
Product: sulfate permease
Exons: 3
Coding region: 329-2683 (784 amino acids)
Biological process (GO): transmembrane transport
Cellular component (GO): membrane
Molecular function (GO): secondary active sulfate transmembrane transporter activity
Source: RefSeq, a predicted model, not a curated record
ACUGCGCCCAAUCCUGGGCCACCGUCUUGGCCUUUCCCAUAUGGCCUGUUGGCAAGAGAGGCCAAGUCCAGAUCAUUCUUGGUAUCUUGGAUUAACUCUUUCAGCCAGUGAAGGCCGUGGUAGUUCUCGGGGCUAGUAUGAAGACAUGACCGCCAAGAUGGGGGUAAUCAACGCAACAUACGGGCAUAUGCCGCGCCAAGUUGACGAAGCGACGUAUGAGGAAUAUAAGAUGCAAAGACUUUCGCCAAAGCUUAGUAGAGUUCCGAGCUCUUGUCGUCAGCCAUUGCCUUGUACCUGGUAUCAUUGAACUUUCAAUUGAGCCUCAACCAUGACAGCAGCCAAGGUCGGCCACGUUUUUGCCAAGGGAGUGGGGAUUGACACUGGGUAUCGCGCAAGGCUUGAACCCACAGAAGCAGUAGGGCAAGCUGCAACAUCUGUUGGUUCAAUAACGCCCUACGUUGAAGAAGAGGUUACAGUCAAGGAAUGGCUAACCGACACGCUCGUCCCUUCCAAGGGCAGUGCUGCUCGCUAUUUCAAAAGCUUGUUCCCUUUUUGGUCUUGGAUCUUUCACUAUAAUCUAACAUGGCUUACUGGCGACAUCAUUGCUGGUGUUACCGUAGGAUUUGUUGUCAUUCCUCAAGGAAUGGCAUAUGCCAUCCUGGCCCAGCUGCCUCCUGAGUAUGGCCUUUACACCUCCUUUGUCGGGUUUCUACUGUACUGGGCUUUCGCAACAUCAAAAGAUAUCACUAUUGGUACAGUGGCUGUGAUGUCAACUCUUGUUGGCAACAUCAUCCUCCGAGUUCGCGAUGUACACCCAGAAUUUGCCCCGGAGCAAAUUGCAAGAGGUCUUGCGGUGAUCUCUGGCGCCUUCUUACUAUUCGUUGGUCUGGUACGCCUUGGAUGGAUUGUCGAAUUUAUUCCGCUGGUUGCCAUUCACUCAUUUAUGACCGGCGCCGCUAUCAGUAUCUUGGCUGGACAAGUACCAACGUUGCUCGGCAUCAGCGGCGUCAACACACGAGAAUCGACGUACAAAGUCAUAAUUAACACGUUGAAGAAUCUUCCGAACGCAAAGCUUGAUGCUGCAAUGGGUGUUUCAGCGCUGGCAAUGCUGUAUUUGCUCCGAUUCAUCUGCAGCUUCAUGUCGAAGAGGCAGCCCAAGAAACAGAAGCUUUGGUUCUUCCUCGGGACGCUGCGCAUGGCUUUCGUCAUUAUCCUCUACAUUCUGAUUAGUUGGGGAGCCAACCGCUAUGUCACAGACUCUAAGAAGGCCAAGUUCAAGAUUCUGGGGACUGUGCCAUCUGGAUUUCAAGUUCACGGCGCUCCGGUGAUUACCCCUGAAUUGCUUUCAGCGAUCGGCCCCGACAUUCCUAGUACGAUCAUUGUGCUGCUAAUCGAACAUAUCUCCAUCUCGAAGUCAUUUGGCCGAAUCAAUAAUUAUGUCAUCAACCCGUCUCAAGAACUGGUUGCUAUUGGUUUCACGAACAUCCUUGGACCGUUCCUCGGUGCUUAUCCAGCUACUGGAUCCUUUUCGAGAACUGCUAUCAAGUCUAAAGCCGGCGUGCGAACACCCUUGGCCGGUAUCUUUACCGCUGUUAUUGUUCUGUUGGCUCUCUAUGCGCUGACAUCCGUGUUCUUCUACAUUCCGUCAGCGUCUUUGGCUGGUAUCAUUAUCCAUGCUGUUGGAGAUUUGAUAACGCCACCGAAUGUCGUGUACAACUUCUGGCAGGUGGCUCCCAUUGAUGUUAUCAUCUUUUUUGGAGGUGUCCUUAUCACUGUGUUUACCGACAUUGAGACGGGAAUCUACUUUACCAUGUGUGCGUCUGCUGCUCUUUUGCUGUUUCGCCUCGCACUGUCUCGAGGCAGUUUUCUUGGUGAAGUCAACACCUACAGUGUCAGCAAAGAUACUCCACGAGGGAAUGGUGCCGGUAACGGGAAGAGCACCGAAGUUUUCCUGCCUUUUAACCAUUCGGACAACACCAACCCGAAUAUCAAUGUCAGGUCGCCUUACCCUGGUGUCAUUGUCUACCGCUUCAACGAUGGCUUCAACUACACCCACUCUGGUCGCCUGAUGGACGAGCUUGUUGCUUUUGCACAUCACGCCACCAGGCCUACAGAGCUUGAAGUGCAUGAAAAACUUGGUGACCGUCCUUGGAACAACCCCGGUCCACGCCGAGGACAACAAGUCAACCUCGAUGACGACCGACCAAUCCUCCGUGCAGUCAUCCUGGACUGCUCCUCGAUUAAUCAUGUCGACACGACCUCCAUCCAAGCUCUCAUCGACACCAGAAACCAACUCGACCGAUAUGCUUCCCCUGAGCCCGUUGAGUGGCAUCUCGCACAUGUGACCAAUCGCUGGUCUCGCCGGGCAUUUGCUGCAGCCGGCUUUGGCUACCCCAGCCAUGCACUCCUCGAGGCCAACCCCGGAUGGAAGCCAAUAUACACCGUCGCAGCCGUAGGCACAACAGACGAUUACGAGAAGCAAUCGACGAUUAUCCAUCCCAAGGACGUCGACUCGGAUGAUGUUGACCGCAUCUCCUCGCAUUCCGCCCAAGCGCGGUCCCAUAGCAGGAUCCCCGAUACGGUCGCUUCUGUUCACGGUGUCAACCGACCGUUCUUCCAUGCCACCAUCACCUCUGCUUUGGAAGCUGCCAUUGCGAAUGUGGCGACCAAGACGAGGCGUUGAAUUAAGUUUCGCUGUUUUGGUUUGUAGAAUCAUGUGAGGGUGUUCGGCGAAAAGGGGUUUGUUAAUGUGGAGACUGUCUCCUAGAUGUCGUCAAGAAUUGUGUGGAAUUACAGUCUUCUUUGGUGGUCGAUUAUUCUCGAUAUAUACCCAUUCAUUCAGAGUGACAAUAGAGUUGAAAUUUAAUAUUGUUAUGACUACUGUUUUGGGUCGAGACUUUGGUGCUCGUUACUCGCAUUUCGUGUACCUCACUUGUGGACAAUAUGGG